AUGUACGAGGAGGCGGGAAACAAGGCUCAUACCCAAGAUUCAGCACAAGAGACGGCUGAGAAAAUCAAAGAGCUGGAGAAGGCUCUGCAAGAGAGCAUGAACACCUCUACUCAUAGAGAGGCUUUGUGGGUUCAGGAGGAGCAGGCACAUGCUCUAGCACAGACACAGCUCGAAGAUCUGAUGGCCGCUUUGGAGAAGACAAGACAGGAACUAGAUGUGACUAAGCAGCAGCUAUCCUCCACACAAAAUUAUCUUGCUGAGAGAGAAAGUCACCUGAGCAGCAUGAGGCAUGAGCGUCGAAAAGAACUGGAGGAAAUUCUAGAAAUGAAGCAACAAGCCCUGUUGGCAGCCAUCAGUGAAAAGGAUGCUAACAUAGCCCUACUAGAACUUUCUGCUCCCAAAAAGAAGACAAGCCAUGAGGAGGUGAUGGCCUUGAAAAGAGAAAAGGACAGCCUCAUGUACCAGCUCAAGCAGCAGACCCAAAGUAGGAUGAAGCUCAUUGCUGAGAAUUAUGAAGAUGGUCACUAUUAUCCCCAUCAUCCUCAUCAUCCACAACAUAGUCACCCCGGACACACUCACUAUCGUAGACCAUCAAGAGGACUGUCCAUUCACAGCAAUCCUCAACCUGAGAAACCUGAGCAACCUGAGCAGGUGAGACACACACACUGUCAAAUCUUGUUCAUUUGUAGAUAUUUUGUAGAUAUUUUGUAUAUAUCAGCUGAAUUUUACACUAAAAUUAUAAUGAGUAUAAAAGAAAACUGAGAAUUAAAAUAAAAAGUAUAUAAUUACAUUUAUAUAUACUCAUCAUUGAUGUCACUGUUAUAAGUCUCCUCUGCCUUGCAUGGCCUUAGGCUUGUGCUUGGUAGAUUGAUGUGCAGUUGGUAUACUGGGAAUAGAUCUCUGGGUGUUUUAUUAGUCUGUGCGUUGAGUUUGAGCAUUAACCAGACUUGACUAGACCUGAAUUCUCCUAUUCUGGCAGUGAAUAGGGACUCAGUUCCAGUAACUGUUUACAAUUGCUGUUGCUCUGCCAUUACUUUGCAGUUUUGAUGAAAGUGUGCCGUAGAUUAGAUCGGCUCUGAAUUCUUUCACAAGCAGCAGAAUUUGACCAUAAAUGACCAAAGGAAAGAGAGGGGAAGUUUCCUGAUUAUUCAAUUGCAAACAGUUUCUGCAAAUUCUUGCCAUGUGGGUGUUAUUGAUAUCAGAAUGCUGGGUUUUAAGAAAUAAUGCUUACAUGAAAUGUAGUCUAAAUGUCACACACACAAACACACACACUCUCUCUCUCUCUCUCUCUCUCUCUCUCUCUCUCUCUCUUGCAAAUAUAGGUCUGCUCUUACAAACAGGAAGCUAAAAAAAAUUCAUGGGAGUUUGGUAUGUUUCCCUUAAAGUCUUUUAUGUAUUUAUGUGAUAU
Molecule: messenger RNA, 1408 nt
Organism: Ictalurus furcatus (blue catfish)
Lineage: Eukaryota; Metazoa; Chordata; Actinopteri; Siluriformes; Ictaluridae
Product: ERC protein 2-like
Exons: 5
Coding region: 1-762 (253 amino acids)
Biological process (GO): regulation of synaptic plasticity; maintenance of presynaptic active zone structure; neuromuscular synaptic transmission
Cellular component (GO): cytoskeleton of presynaptic active zone
Molecular function (GO): structural constituent of presynaptic active zone
Source: RefSeq, a predicted model, not a curated record